This is a messenger RNA of Oryzias melastigma (Indian medaka), 2859 nucleotides long. RefSeq names its product platelet glycoprotein V. The transcript has 2 exons. Bases 149 to 2152 code for a protein of 667 amino acids. The record is from RefSeq and is a predicted model, not a curated record. Lineage: Eukaryota; Metazoa; Chordata; Actinopteri; Beloniformes; Adrianichthyidae. Gene Ontology annotation, molecular function: protein binding.
AUGUUAAGUCAUCCCCUUCAUUCUACACAUCCGAUGUCUGUGUUGACAGGCUGACGGAGGAGAGGGCGGGCCAUCGUGACGGACAGACGGCGCUCAUUUCUUUAAGUCAGCAGAGCGUUAGUGCAGAGCACAGCAGAUAACAGACGUGAUGGAUUCCUACGUCAGAGGUUCACUGUGGACGACACUCCUCUUCCUCACAUUCCCGCCCCUUCACUCCAACCCGGCGUGCCCCACUAGCUGUUUGUGUGACUCUCCGGGUGAAGUCCGCUGUGGUGGUUACACCAUCACCGACACACCGCCGAGCCUGCCGCUCCACACCUACACUCUGAAGCUCAACGACACAAACAUGAACAUCAUAAAGGAGCAGAGUCUGGCUCACCAGGACCUCCUGCUGCGCUUCAGUCUGACUCACAGCCAUCUACACACCGUCCACGCUCGAGCCUUCCUCGCCGCCCCUCAGCUUAAAUCUGUCAAGCUGUCGUCCAAUGAUCUCUCAACGCUCCCUGCUCAAGUCUUCAGUCCACUUACCACUGUGGAGGAGAUUUAUCUGGAUGGAAACCAGUUAGAAACUCUUGCUCCUGAAAUGUUUGAAGGUCUUGGUGACUUGCUGGUUCUGGACCUGACCCGUAACAAGCUCACUAGCCCUGCUGCAGGUAUUUUUGACGGACUGACCAACCUCACUAUCCUCAAUCUCGGCAGGAACAACAUCAAGAAGUUCCCAAAAAACCUCUUCCGCUCCUUGAGUAAACUCCGCCUGCUCAGGGUUUACAACAACGAGCUAGAGAGUCUGGAAGAAGGGGUCUUUGACGAACUCGUCAACCUAGAGGAGCUGACCCUCCAUGGGAACCAGAUCGGAAGCCUUGCACCUCGAGUGUUCUGGUCUCUCGCGAAGCUGAGAACCCUGACGCUUUCCGGGAACCGACUCCAGGCUGUCCCACACAAAAGUUUCUACAACAUGCCGGAGUUGAGCAAACUCACCAUCUACAAAAACCCUCUCCUCUCUCUGCCCAAUGAGCUGAUGGGCCACAUGCCUGACAUGAGAGAGUUUUAUCUCUUCUCCACCAACCUCACCACCGUUCCUGGAAACUUGUUCGCCAACAUGUCCGGACUCCUGCGACUCAACGUCCAUCUAAACGUCAGACUGAGGGAGUUGCCGCCUGAUGUUUUCUGCUGCCUUCCUCAUCUCCAAAAGCUCUCGCUACGGAACAACAACCUCGAUAACCUUCACCCUCACAUUUUCUCCUCACUAACCGCGGUUAACAUACUGCUACUCAACGACAACAGCCUGAGGAGCCUACCUGGAGACAUCUUUCAGAAUCUUACAAACCUGACAGCCAUGGAUCUGAGAAAUAACAACCUCAAGUCACUUCCCGGAGACAUCUUCUCAUCAAAUACAGCUUUGAAGGCGUUAACCUUGAGUGAAAACCCUUGGGAUUGCAACUGUCCGAUUAGGGAUAUUGCUAGAUGGAUUAGGAACAACCCCCACGUUGUUGUAGACAUUGACGACGUGUUGUGUCAUAGUCCACUCUACCACAUGCUCCGCAAAGUUAGCUCUCUACAAGACGACGAAUUCACCAACUGCGAUGGAAGAACAACCCAAACUCCUCUUUAUGAACCAGAGAAAACAACCCAUGAAAGCACCACAAGUUACUCAACACCACGUAUGCAUACGUCUUUACAACCAAUGGAUGUUAUUCCAACCACCCCACUCUCAAAAACGACCUCCUCAGGAGCCACAACGCGGUCCGUAUCCCUUCCACCGGCCUCAACAAGAAAACAAGUCAGAAGUUCCUCAACACCACGUCGGCACAAGUCUUUGCUGCCACUCCAUGUUAUUCCAACCACUCCACUCUCAAAAUCCACCUCCUCAAAAGCCACAACACCAUCCGUAUCCCUUCCUCCCGCCUCCACAGCUCCCACAAUCCUGUUGGAUAUAUUACUAAUAGAGCAGGUGCCUGAAUACGUCCACCACAACCAUCACAGAGGCUGGGUGUACGUGUGGUUUCUGCCCUCGGACACAGAUCUGCUGGGAUUCCUGACGUUUUUCUACAUCCUUCUGCUGGUGGCAGGCUUGCUGCUUGUUCUGGCAGCCAUGUAUGGAAUGCACCGCCUCGGCGUGGCUUUGGAGGCGCUGAAAGCUGGGUGUGCAUAGAUGAGGAGUGAGCGUUAUCAGGCCUGCUGUACACAUGGAGAUAAACCGUCCUUUCUCCAGGCUCCACUUUGUAAAUUAUGAGCCUGUUUCUGUUUUUCUCAGCUGUAGAGGGUCACGUUUAUAACUAAAUUUUGUAAACUUUAGGCAUUGCUUAAUAUUUAAUAGGUUCAGAUAUUAAAACAAUAUUAAAAUGGCUAAAAGGAUUAAAUCUAAUUGAGCAGAACAAUGAAGUCACUUUAUUCAUGUUUUCCUUCAGGUUUAGUUUUUCAGACACAUCUUCACAUCUGAGAACUUUUUAGGCUAAUCCCUUCAUGAAAACCCUCACAAUAAUUAUGUGUCUUUAAAUAUUUUAACUUUGUUGCAACAAAAUAAAACAAUAAAAAGUAGAAAUUAAAUGUUACUGCUUUUCUGUUGGGUUUGAAGAUUCAUUCUAAAAGUUGUGGUUCUGCUUUUGUGGGAGUUGGUCCAUGAAGAGGAGAGCAGAAACCACCAAAUUAAUGUGGAUUUUUAAAAGUGACUGUUAAUGUUGGGCAUCAAUUCAUGUCUUAAUGUAAUUUAAAUUAGUAGUACUGCAGAAAAAAGAAUAACUUUAAUCAUGAAAACAAGCUAUUGAAUUUACUGGAUGUAAUGCUGUGUUCAAAUAAAGAGGCUCACCGUUAGCAUAGUUCUCACUCAAAUUCAACACUAAAAAGGUCUAAAUUAUUUUG